AUCGCGCCACAACGGUCACACGGACACACGAAACUCGCAAAACAGCCGCAGCCGAACAACAAAAAAAAAACAUUUGUAAAAAUGUCGCGUCAAGCAUUUUAAUUUAACCGGAUUCGAACAGCACCGAGUGGACGUGGACGCCAGGAAGCUGAGCAGUCAUCCGUACCGCCAUCGCCGCAUUUCCCAGCACCGCUCCGCCGCAUAUAUCAUCACAACCACACAGAAAUAUACCGCAGUAUUUUCACACUUUCGAGGACCUUCUCUAGCAGCGCAGCCAGGAUAUGACGGACAAGGAGAGCGAGCAGUGCACCGUCUCGGUCUUCGACCAGACACCCGGUUCCGAACAGAAGAAGAUCAAUGUGGUGGUGCGCUCCCAGUAUACCGUGAAGCGUGUUAUCGACCUCAUUGCCACCCAGUUCCCAUAUGGAAAGUUUGAGCUGCUUCUCCAGCCCCACGACAACAAGGACCUGGUCCAUCUGAAUGCCGUGGACUCACAAUUACUAUUCGAUGUCGAGGGCUUUGAGCGUCAGUUGAAGAACCACUUGGUUCUCCUGCCCUCCGGCAGUUGGGACGGCGAUGUGGCCAAACGGUUCGAGCUGCCCAUGAAGAAGCACCAGGUGUUGGUCAGCCUGCGUCCGAAAGAACCCAAAAAAGACGGCGAGGCAAAGGCCAAGAGUCCAGUGUCUGGCGAGAAGAAGAAAGUUAAGAAGAAGGUGGUAGCUGGUUCGGGAUCGUCGUCGCCGAGCAAAACAAAGGUAACCAGUGACGACCCCAAAGCCAGCAGUAGUUCAGAAUCCAGCCCAGAGAAGAGUGCAAAGGCUAGUUCUAAGAUCGGCACUCCGAAGACCUCGACGGUGGAGGUAGCCAAGGCUACACCUGAAGAGGUGCCUCAAGCCAGUCCCACAAUAGCACCAGAAGCUAGUCCCAAGAUCGCGACAAAGAAAAGUUUGAAGCUGUCACCGGACUCCCCGAGUCCAGUGAAGCCGUCGUCGCCGAGUCCAGUGAAGCCCUCGUCGCCCAUUAAGGAGAUCGAGUGCGAGCCCAUUGACCAGCUGACCAAUACCGGAAUAUCCGAGCAGCUGCAACAGCUGCUUCACAGCAGAAACCUUGCCUCGCCGGUGGACAAUCCCCUUUCGGGCCUGUGCGUCUCAGAUGUGGAGCAGUUAUCCGACGAUGACUUGGCCCUGGGCGCCUCGGCCAGCCCCACGAUGAUGGGGCCCAGCUACGAUUUCGGAGGACCGACCAACGACAUGGACGGGGAGGGAGCCAUCGGUGGGGGAGAUCAAACGACUAGUGGACCGGACGAUGGCCAAGACCCAGUGCUGUCAAACUUUUAUCGCCGCAAGUACGGUGGCGAUGAGCUGCCUUCGUGGAAGCGGAUAGACACCACGGCAGCGGACUUUGUGGCCUCCGCUACCACGGAAACAGAGACGGGAUUGAGUAAAACCAAUGGAGGUCCCCGGGGCUAUGUGGGUCUAGUCAACCAGGCCAUGACCUGCUAUCUGAAUAGCUUGCUGCAAGCCCUGUACAUGACGCCCGAGUUCAGGAACGCUCUGUACCGCUGGGAGUUCGACAACGACAACGAAGCGAAAAACAUACCCUACCAGUUGCAGAAGCUGUUCCUCAAUCUGCAAACCUCCCCCAAGGCGGCGGUGGAGACCACCGACCUGACCCGCAGCUUCGGCUGGGAUUCAACCGAAGCCUGGCAGCAGCACGACAUUCAAGAGCUCUGCCGCGUGAUGUUUGACGCACUGGAGCACAAGUUUAAGAACACCAAGCAAUCGAAUCUUAUCUCGAACCUGUACGAGGGUAAGAUGAACGACUACGUCAAGUGUCUGGAGUGCAAUACGGAAAAGUCGCGGGAGGACACCUUUCUGGACAUCCCGUUGCCGGUUCGACCCUUUGGCAGCAGCUCGGCGUACGGCAGCAUCGAGGAGGCCCUGCGCGCCUUUGUCCAGCCCGAGACGCUGGACGGCAACAACCAGUAUCUGUGCGAGAAGUGCAAGAAGAAGUGCGAUGCUCACAAGGGAUUGCACUUCAAAUCCUUCCCCUACAUCCUCACCUUGCACCUGAAGCGCUUCGACUUUGACUAUCAGACCAUGCACCGCAUCAAGUUGAACGACAGAGUGACCUUCCCACAGACGCUUAAUCUGAACACCUUCAUCAACCGGAGUGGCACUAGUGGCGACCAGAACGCUCAGAUAAAUGGAACCGUGGACGAUUGCAGCACGGCGGAUAGCGGCUCGGCCAUGGAAGAUGAUAACCUGAGCAGUGGCGUUGUGACCACAGCCAGCUCCAGCCAGCACGAGAAUGACUUGAACGACGAGGACGAAGGCAUCGAUAUGAGCAGCAGCACCAGCAAGAGCACCAAGCAGGGAUCCGGGCCGUAUCUAUACGAACUCUUUGCGAUCAUGAUCCACUCGGGCAGUGCUUCCGGCGGUCACUACUACGCCUACAUCAAGGACUUUGACAGCAACGAGUGGUUCUGCUUUAAUGACCAGAAUGUCUCCACCAUAACACAGGAGGACAUCCAGCGCUCCUUUGGUGGACCGAAUGGCAGCUACUACUCCAGUGCCUACACCUCCAGCACCAAUGCCUAUAUGCUGAUGUACCGCCAAGUCGACUCCAAAAGGAACGAGCAGGCGGCAAAGGUGGCCGACUUUCCAGAGCACAUCAAGAGUCUGCUGCCGAAGCUGCACUCCGAGGACGAGAGCCGGGGCACGCGCCUGGGCCGACACAACACCGAAUCGGACUUGGCCCUACCUGACUUAUACAAGCCUCGUGUCUACUUCUACAAUCCCUCGCUGAAGAAGAUGAAGAUCACAAGGGUCUACGUUUCGCAGAGCUUCAACAUUAACCAAGUGCUGAGCUCGGCUUACGACAUGCUGAAUGUGGAGGAGUUUGCGCCUCUGUCACGCUGUCGCUUGGUGGCGUACAACUCAACCAUGGAGACGAUCAUCCAGUCUCUAGAGAACUGCUCCGAUCCAGCCCUGACCGAGCUGCGAGCGUCGCAAAACUACAGCUUGGACUUCCUGCUGGAGUACAGGGCGGAGGACCAACAGUUCGAGACUUAUUCCCCGGACGGAAUCACGUGGUAUGUGUUUGUGGUAGAUCUUUCGACCAUGGCGAUGGACGGUCCCUUCCUGGUUUACUCAGCAGCGAGGGAACGCGAGCCCAACGACGUUCUCCGUCGCUCCAUCGCCGUCCGUUUACACAUUAGCGAGCAGCAGUUCCUGCUUGCCACGGUGCGGGGCGCGGUGCCGAAGGCAUUUGUCGCCUAUGACCCCCAUCCGACGCCCGAGGCCCAGCUGCAGCUCCAGAACUUGGCCAACAACCAGUUCAAAUCAAUUACCUAUUUCUACUUGAAUGUGCCCAACACAGACGCCGCCACUCUAGAAAUGCUGGGCGUUCCCAGCAUGGAGACAAUAGAGACUAAAAGUGGAGGGGAUGUAGUGGACGCCGCCAUGAUGAACGGACACGAGGGCUCCGGCAGCAACGGCCUCAACGAUAAUGAUUGGCGGCGUUUCAAACGGAAUGUUCUCGAGCUAUUUUCACAAACGGAGCCAAGUCCCAGUCACGGCCAUGAGUCCACCUCAGAGGAUAGCAGUCUCAGCGAUGGUGAUCGCACCCUGGUAGAAACGGAGAACAUCGCACACCGCGGAGGCGGUGACAGCCAGGUCAGCUCCACCAGCCACUCGCCGCAGUUGUCCAGCCCGGAGGAUGAGGCGGCAUCACACGAUGCCAUGAUGCGGGUACAUGCCUACUGCAACGGCAACGGAAGCUAUGCGGCUGCCGACGUUGUGGAUCCUCUGUUGUUGCCUCCCAGCACCUCGUACUUCUUCCACGCCAGUAAAAUAAAGUGCGUCGACGUGCUUGGCAGUAGUUCCAGUUCGGCCCUUCAGUCCGAUGAGGAAGCCCAGCUGCGGAAACCCACACAGGCCUACAAGCUGCUGGUAGGCACUCACAUGCGAAUGGCUGCCUUCAAGCGACACAUCGAACAGCUCAUCCAGGUGCCCAGCGCAUACUUUAAGCUGCAGCGCAAACACGAGAACAACAUCCCCAACAAUCAGAACAACUCCCUGGUUUUCCUCACCGAAGGCGAAACUCUAACUGUGGAGAUCGGAAAGAACCUCCAGGCGGAUGAGUACAAGGCCAAAAUCCACUUCCUGCGACUGGGCGACUUGGACAACGAGACGUCGCGUCUGCCGUGUGUCUGCGAUUGGGUGUACAAUGCCAGCACCACCACCGAGCAGGCCAAGCAGGAGCUGGUGGCCAAGCUGCAUCGCAUGGACGCCAAGUACGCCACGCUCACCGUUGACAACUGCCGCAUCUGGCUAAAGGGCGGACGCAGCCCCAUUAAGAUCCUUGCCAACGAGGAGACGCUCUACUGCGAUAUGCGCUCCACAGUCGCUGCAGAGUUCAUUGUGCAAGAAUGCGAGAGCGGAGUAAACCCCCAGCCCAAGGACGACACAAUGACCCUAUUCGUGAGGCGAUGGUGUCCGGCCAAGUUGGAGUUUGGAAAAUUCCAGGAAAUCACAUUAGACCAGGACACCGACAUCCGAUACUCAUUAUCCCAGAUUAGCGACAUCACCAUGGACAAAAUAAGCUAUAUGAAGGUGAACAGCAACUUCCCCUGCACAAGCAUAUCGGCGGUGAGCGUGAACGAGUCAUCCAGCUGGUAUGCAGUACCCUGCACCGUGGACAAGUACCCACUGAACACGACGCAGACGGGCAACAUCUACUUGUACAAAGAUAAAAGCAUACCCGUUAAGGAUCUGACACUGGAGGAGCGACGGCAGUUGAACGCCAGGGAAAAGGCCAGACUGGACCGUGUCGGUUGCGUUUCGACGACGCGGUAUUCACAGCGUCGGGAACGCGCCCUCAAAAUUUACCUGGACUCGCCGGAGAAGUCGAGCACCGUGACCGCCUCGGCACCCAUGGACGUGCAUGUCGACAACUAGGACAACUAAAGCGGCCGCCAGCCAGCAGCCAGCAGCUACUAAAAAAUACACCAAAAACCAAACGAUAAACGAUUGUAUUCAAUUAAAUCCCAGAUCCUCUCCCGCAUCCUUGUCGGCUGCAA
Messenger RNA from Drosophila bipectinata, 5083 nucleotides. It is a transcript of the gene Usp47, whose product is annotated as ubiquitin specific protease 47. Gene Ontology annotation, biological process: protein deubiquitination. Lineage: Eukaryota; Metazoa; Arthropoda; Insecta; Diptera; Drosophilidae. Gene Ontology annotation, molecular function: cysteine-type deubiquitinase activity. Gene Ontology annotation, cellular component: nucleus; cytosol. The record is from RefSeq and is a predicted model, not a curated record.